Molecule: messenger RNA, 2769 nt
Organism: Oncorhynchus nerka (sockeye salmon)
Lineage: Eukaryota; Metazoa; Chordata; Actinopteri; Salmoniformes; Salmonidae
Exons: 9
Coding region: 521-2419 (632 amino acids)
Cellular component (GO): cytoplasm
Source: RefSeq, a predicted model, not a curated record
UGUCAGAGCUGCUGUAUGUGCUGAGUAUAAGAUGUGGUGUGUUUCAGCGAUGUCCUGGUGUCUAUUCUUCUAGGAUCUGUUUUCAACCUGUGACGGACAACUUUCAUUAAGGACUGAGAAGACGGCUGUUACCCGCUGUUUCUACGCUGCUCGGACCUGGUGACAGACAGAGAGAGAGAGAGAGACAGAGAGAGAGAGAGACAGAGAGAGAGAGACAGAGAGAGAGAGAGACAGAGAGAGAGAGAGACAGAGAGAGAGAGACAGAGAGAGAGAGACAGAGAGAGAGAGAGACAGAGAGAGAGAGACAGAGAGAGAGAGACAGAGAGAGACAGAGAGGAAGGAGAGAGACAGAGAGGAAGGAGAGAGACCGAGAAAGGAGAGAGAGACAGAGAGGAAGGAGAGAGACAGAGAGGAAGGAGAGAGAGACAGAGAGGAAGGAGAGAGAGACAGAGAGGAAGGAGAGAGAGACAGAGAACAGGGAGAGAGAAUAGAACAGAGGACCAGCUGUGUGGACCUUCAUAUGGAGUCUAUAACAGAGGGAGGAGGAGGAGGAGGAGGGCUGAGGGAGCUGGUUCUAAAGUGGUUUACAGAGACCCAGGCCCCUCUCAUUCUCCUCCAUGAAGGAAACUUUCCCGAUUGGUUCCAAGGCUUCACCACCAGGAAGGAAGCAGAGGAUCAGCUGAGAGACAAGCCUCUGGGAUGUUUUCUCAUCAGACUCAGUGACAAAGCUGUAGGAUACAUCCUCUCAUACAAAGGACAAGAUCGCUGCCGCCAUUUUGUGAUCAACCAGGACCAAGCUGGGCUGUUCGCUAUCUCCGGGGACGACCAGCCUCACCACAGCCUCACGGAACUGAUAGAGCACUACAGAGUCCAUCCCAUCCAGCCUUGUAGGAGAACCAAUGACAUGACAGAGUCCCUCACCUCUGACAUACUGUCAGAGUCCCUCACCUCUACAUACUGUUGUCAGUCAAGCUCAGGAGAGCUGUAUGAUGUGGUGCAGUUCGAGGCCAAAGAGAAGAAGAAGACCGGUGGGGUCAGUGUCCGAGCCCUGAGAAGUUACUGGGACCAGCAGAACGAACAGAAGAAUGACCAACACCAACAGAAUGACCAUCAAAAGGACCAUCACAAUGACCCACGGAAUGACCCACGGAAUGACCCACGGAAUGACCCACGGAACGACCCACGGAAUGACCCACGGAAUGACCCACGGAACGACCCACGGAAUGACCCACGGAAUGAGCAGCACCAAUGGAAUGACCUGCCGCCAACUAGGCAGCCCCCUGCAGUGCCACCCGUGCUGCCGCCCAAAACCAACAACAGGAAGUUGACAUCAACAGUAUCCAUUGGCAGGAAGUCCCUCCCACAGCAAGCAGUUCCUCCAGUACCAAGGCGAGGCCCACCUCUGACCCACUCUCUGAGUGGAACCUUGUCUGACAAGAGCCCGUCUCAAACCCAAUACGCUGAAAUACAUCAUGACCAAACCAGGACCACAUCUCACGGUCAAACCCAAUACGCUGAGAUACAUCAUGACCAAACCAGGACCACAUCUCACGGUCAAACCCAAUACGCUGAGAUACAUCAUGACCAAACCAAGACCACAUCUCACGGUCAAACCCAAUACGCAGAAAUACAUCAUGACCAAACCAAGACCACAUCUCAUGGUCAAACCCAAUACGCAGAAAUACAUCAUGACCAAACCAAGACCAAAUCUCAUGGUCAAACCCAAUACGCAGAAAUACACACGAACCAGAACAAAGUGGAGAGACUGGCCAGUACUGGGAGUCUGAACCAGAGGAGAAGCACUGGGCCCUGGUCCUUCAAUAACACCUCCACAGCAGCAGGAGGAGUCAUGUACUCUGAGCUGACCCUGCCAGAUGGACGGAGCCGCUCUCUACCCCGCCUGGACGACGCCACGGAGGAGGAGGAGGAGGAGGAGGGGUACUCCGACAGGAUAACCAUCCCUUGCUUCCCCAACACCUCUCACUCCCCCAAUCCCUCCAAGAGGGUCACCUGCAACGCCUACUCUCUUCAGGACCCCAGGGAAAGCCCCCGGCCACAGAUCCACGGUGGACCACAAAGCCUGGAUCAGCUGAGCAUCAACCCACUGUACCAGGCCUCUGUCGGGCUUGGUGAGGGCCGGGACGCCCCCUGGAAGGUACCACAGAAGCAGAGAGAAGGGGACCGUGGCAGAAGCCCCCAGGACCAGACUACCCAACAGGAGGAGAGUAUGUAUGCAGAGGUUCCAGAGGGGCCAUCUCCUCCCCGUCAUCUGAUUACUGACAACACCUAUGAGCAGAUCCCAGGGGACGGUGGAGGAAACACCUAUGAGAUGCUGGAGAACCUGAAGUCCAAGGAGUCUACUUGGGGCAAGAAGAAUAUCACAUGGAGAAAAUUAUUCCCUGAAUACAAGAAGAAAUAGCAGCACCCUGCAGAUUCAGCAACAAACCAAUCAGCACCCUGCAGAUUCAGCAACAAACCAAUCAGCACCCUGCAGAUUCAGCAACAAACCAAUCAGCACCCUGCAGAUUCAGCAACAAACCAAUCAGCACCCUGCAGAUUCAGCAACAAACCAAUCAGCACCCUGCAGAUUCAGCAACAAACCAAUCAGCACCAUGCAGAUUCAGCAACAAACCAAUCAGCACCCUGCAGAUUCAGCAGGAAGACAAUUCUUUGGUCAAUGUUAUUGUAUUUAGGAAAUGUGUAGACUUGUGUUAUCUCUGUGUUAAAUGUGUUUUAUUAGCAAAUAUAAAUUAAAUGCAUUUUCCCUUA